Messenger RNA from Phytophthora infestans T30-4, 1449 nucleotides. RefSeq names its product O-phosphoseryl-tRNA(Sec) selenium transferase, putative. NCBI's taxonomy places the organism in Eukaryota, Oomycota, Peronosporomycetes, Peronosporales, Peronosporaceae. The record is from RefSeq and is a predicted model, not a curated record. Gene Ontology annotation, molecular function: tRNA binding; O-phosphoseryl-tRNA(Sec) selenium transferase activity. The transcript is spliced from 5 exons. The coding region runs from base 1 to 1449 and encodes 482 amino acids. Gene Ontology annotation, biological process: selenocysteine incorporation; conversion of seryl-tRNAsec to selenocys-tRNAsec.
AUGUCAAUCAACUUGACGAGUGCGGCGCUGGCUGAGCAGUUGGUGCCGGCCACGUAUGUGCGGCAGGGUCUAGAUGCGAUUCGCUCGCGCGAAAAAUUGCUGACCACGCUGUUGGCGCAGCGUUGCCUUCCGGACGAAGGCUGGGACGACACCAGCGUGGAGCUGCUGCUGCAGACGCUUGCGGCCAUGGACAGCAAUAACUUUCUGGGCAGCGCAGGCGCUGGUGAGCGCGAAGCCCGCGUUUUCUCCCCGCUAGUGGUGCGCCGUCAUUUCCACUUGGCGCACGGUGUUGGUAGAUCAGGAGACGUGGCGGCAGUGCAGCCUAAAGCCGCUGGGUCGUCGCUCGUAGUACAGGUGGCAAACGCUCUGGCUAAGGACGUGCUGCGUCUCGCGGGCAUGCGGGCUGUACAGGCAGCGUUAGUGCUUCCUGUGGCCACUGGUAUGUCGCUUAUGCUGGUGCUACUGCAGUUGAAAGAGUCAAAGCCGAAUGCACGCUACGUCAUCUGGCCUCGCAUCGACCAAAAGUCCUGCUUUAAGUCCAUCCUGGCGGCUGGACUGACGCCGCUAGUACUGGCUAACACUCUAGUGGAGGAGAGAAAUGGAUAUCCUGGCUGGUACUUGAAAACAGACUUGGUUGGGAUGGCAGCGUUAAUGGAUCGUUACGGGAGUGAUAGUAUUUUGGCUGUGAUGAGUACGACAAGUUGCUUUGCACCGAGGGCCUAUGAUAGCGUGAAGGCGAUUGCUGAGCUUUGUGAAGAGAGAAAGAUUGCACACGUGAUCAAUAAUGCUUAUGGUGUGCAGGCAUCCAAGUGUGUGCACCAGAUAGAAUUAGCUAUGAGAACUGGACGUGUGGACGCCGUGGUACAGAGUCUAGACAAAAAUUUCAUGGUUCCAGUUGGCGGCGCCAUUGUGUGUUCGGCGUCACGUGACAUUGUUGAUCGCGUGGCAAAGUUUUACCCUGGUCGAGCUAGCGCCACGCCUACUCUUGACUUCUUCAUUACCAUGCUCCAAAUGGGAAAGAGUGGAUACCGACGAUUACUUGAAGAACGCAAGCGUCUCGCAACUUACAUGCGUGAGAGUCUCGACUCGCUUGCAAACGAGGAGGGUGAACGUGUACUGAAUGUCUCCAGCAACGAGAUUUCCUUUGCGCUGACACUGGGGACGUUCUGCUCGGAAGUGCAGGAUAAAGAAGAAAAGUCACGACGGCUGACGUUACUUGGUGCAAUGCUUUUUUCGCGCGGGGUGUCUGGUGCACGGGUAGUGUCAUGUCUCGACCACAAAUCGAUUGCUGGACAUGAGUUUAACUCAUUUGGAGCGCAUUUUGACGGUUUUCCUGUGGCCUACGUCACUUUUGCUUGUGCGUUGGGCAUGCGGCACGAUGAAGUGGACGUACUCGUCAUGAAACUACGGAAGACAAUUUAUGAAUGGCGAGCGAAACAGAACGAGUAG